AUAUCGCGGAAAUUAGAAAGUUGACAUUUAAGAGACCUUUGAUCGGUCAAUUCUUCCUGUUAAUCAAACGUUCUUCCAACUAUCCGUGUUGCAGAGUCAGCUAGAGCUCAAACCGAUGUAAUUGCGACGUAUCAAAUGGACUUGCGAAUUCUCUAGCUAUUGAAAUCUCACAGGAAAAUGGAACGAAGAAUCGGGGUCGUGUUCUUACUGCACGUUGUGGUGGUCAGUGGAGCUGUCAAUGAAACAUCUCAUUCAUCUACAAUCCUCCCUUCGAUGGAACAAACGGUUGCAGUGAUAACCUCAAACACAACUGCUUCUUACGUAAAAGAAGAUUCCCCACUUCAGAAAAUUGAUACUUCACUGAAUCUCAUUGGAAGUGGGACACCACCAGUGAAUGUCACUUUAGACCAUUUUUAUCAACCCGCUCAGGGAGACGGCACAAAACGAAAGAGUGUCCCCAGAAAAGGGUUAACUAAAGAGCCAGUGAAACCCAGAAAAGGAGCAGAAGUACCACCUACGGAACAUGCCAACAUCACCACCAACUCAAAUUCUACAUUUAAAUCUAAACCACUUGCAUCUGAAACCCAAAAAACUGAAGACGAAGUUUCAACGCAACCAGACUACACAGCCCUCAUUGUUGGCCUGUCUCUGGGCAUAGCCAUGGUGCUCAUUCUUGCUUCAGUCACAUACUGGCGCUUGAGAGACGUGUGGGAACGACGUCAAUAUAAGCGCGUCGAUUUCUUAAUUGACGGCCUCUACACCGACACAUAAAAAUUAAUCGAACCUAUCCUGUAUAAAGCAAUAAGUCGUGUCUGUCCUUCUCAAUUCACUUAUAAUAUCCCUAAUAAAAAAAAUACAAUUCAAAUAUUAUCAAA
Messenger RNA from Daphnia carinata, 875 nucleotides. RefSeq lists its product as uncharacterized. The record is from RefSeq and is a predicted model, not a curated record. The transcript has 2 exons. Lineage: Eukaryota; Metazoa; Arthropoda; Branchiopoda; Diplostraca; Daphniidae. Bases 178 to 771 code for a protein of 197 amino acids.